Adineta steineri is the source of this 387-nucleotide messenger RNA. The record is from the annotation of a GenBank genome assembly. Lineage: Eukaryota; Metazoa; Rotifera; Eurotatoria; Adinetida; Adinetidae.
AUGUAUGCUGCAUCGGUAUUGAACAAAGAUGAUAGUGAUGAUUCUAGUGCAGCCAAAGUAAAUGAUGACAACCAAGAUCAUAUAAAUUUAUUAAAUGAAAGACAAAGUACAGACUUCCAUGGUGUGUCUCCUGAUGAAUAUUUUAGUCUUAUGAUGGGAAAACGUCAAUUGGAAUCGCAUGGUAUUCUUCUUGGAAAACGUCGACUUCCAUCAGAAUCCAUUCUUCUUGGUAAACGUCGACUCCCAUCAGAAUCUAUUCUUCUUGGUAAACGACGUCUUCCUUCAGAAUCUAUCCUUCUUGGAAAACGUCGUCUUCCAUCAGAAUCUAUUCUUCUUGGCAAACGUCGUCUUCCAUCGGAAUCUAUCCUUCUUGGUAAACGACGAUAA